AAAAUUUAAAUUAACCCGCGCUCGCAUUUGAAUUCUACUUCAUGAAAGAUGGGAUUGAGGGAACAGGAAAUUAAUCAGGUUACAAGUUCAUCAGCUCUCCCGUUGACUUUCGGACCUGGAAUAACCGAACUCGGUUUCAAGGAAAGGAUAUUAAUAAAAUGGGGUGACACUUUUAAAGACAGGUCAACUCUAACCACCAUUUUGCUGCUUUUAGCGUAUUUCUUUCAUACAGUUUCUCGCCUCAUGGGCCACAUUUUAUCCCCGUAUAUUUUCGGUUGUUGGCUUACUUUGCGUGUUUGCUGUUACCUAUUAUUAUGCACGUUUGUUAAAAACCGGCAUAAUAAGACAAAUUAUAAUCAAAUGGACUUGCUGAGAAUUGCAUUCUUCCAAAUGUUAACUUGUUGGUAUCAUUCUGAAAAAGACGCCGAUGCCACAUACCGAAGCAGACGCCGAUGCCAAUCAGACGAAUCAGACAAUCAAUCCUUAGUCUGGCAAGUCUCUAUAAGUUCCUAUUACCGGGUCUGUUUUAUUGAGAGUGUACUUCUCAUGGCUGUGGCCAAUAGAUUUUACUUCAUGCUUUCCACUUUCGAGGGGUUACAUGAAUUUUGGCUUGCACAUAUUUGCCUUUGGAUCGUCCAAAUCGGGUCGUUUUUUGGCAGUAUCUUUUUAUUUUCAUUGGUUCCGUCAUGCUUGUUUUAAUGCUACAGCGAUCCCAUCACUAGCACGUCAAAUACACGAGUACUAA
Daphnia pulex (common water flea) is the source of this 745-nucleotide messenger RNA. RefSeq lists its product as uncharacterized. The coding region runs from base 49 to 699 and encodes 216 amino acids. Lineage: Eukaryota; Metazoa; Arthropoda; Branchiopoda; Diplostraca; Daphniidae. The transcript has 3 exons. The record is from RefSeq and is a predicted model, not a curated record.